Molecule: messenger RNA, 786 nt
Organism: Caenorhabditis elegans
Lineage: Eukaryota; Metazoa; Nematoda; Chromadorea; Rhabditida; Rhabditidae
Gene: F35F11.2
Product: DUF4200 domain-containing protein
Exons: 5
Coding region: 25-774 (249 amino acids)
Source: RefSeq, marked reviewed
UUUCCAAAUUUCUAAUUCAACAUCAUGAACUCAAAAGAACGCCCCAAUUCAUCGACGAAAAAUCCGCAGAAAAAACGUCUGGAGCAGCUGAAGCAUCGGAAGGAGCUCGCCGCGGCGGCCGCCGAGAAACAGCUAAAACAGGAGAAGCUAGCCAACAGCAAAAGUAAGAAGACGCAAUCACGGGAGCCCAUCGCCAAGAAGGACGAGGAUGAGACCAGCGUACACAUGUACAGCAUGGAAACUGUCGAUUAUGAGUAUUCGGUGGAAGAGGAUCACGAGGACGAUGAGUACAAGUCGACGAAAAAUGAAACGAUCAAAAAGUUCUUGAUCGAUCGGAAGCAGUUGGAGAAGGCGUUGCGAUUAGCCGCUGAAAACGAGAAAAAGCUGAAAUCGAUGCUCGACGAGUCGGGAAAAUGGUUCGAUCGUUACGAGAAAAUGAUCGAUGAUCUUGAUGAGCAACUGACCACGUAUAAUACCAAUCGCAAAAUCGUUCUGGAUAAUAUUAUCAACGGUAUACAACCGAUGUAUGAACGCUGGCAAGCGGCUCGAAAAGAGAUGGCCGCCGUGAAAUUCACGACGCAUCGUGUAAUUCCAUCGCCGACCAUUUUCGGCAAUCUGGCUCACUACGGAAUAUCGAUUUUACGCCAAAUACUGUUCUAUAUGGCAUAUUGUCGGGAUUUGGUGUCGGCCGGCGAUCAGCAGAGAAGUGGCUCACCGAAAUCGGAUUCGACACGUACUUUGAACUCGUUGAACCUCUCGGCCGAAAAUAAAUGAUUGAUUUAUUGA